Messenger RNA from Endocarpon pusillum Z07020, 465 nucleotides. RefSeq lists its product as uncharacterized. The transcript has 2 exons. The coding region runs from base 1 to 465 and encodes 154 amino acids. NCBI's taxonomy places the organism in Eukaryota, Fungi, Ascomycota, Eurotiomycetes, Verrucariales, Verrucariaceae. The record is from RefSeq and is a predicted model, not a curated record.
AUGUCAAACCUCCAAUCCUACGCGUACCCAGGAUGGGGUGAAUGGGCGCAGAAGAAUAUGUCUUUUACCCAGGCUAUCCGAGUAGGCGACCGUAUAGUGUGUUCCGGUCAAGGCGGCUGGGAUGCCAGGCAAAAGAACGUCAACUUUCAAACCCUCAUCAAGAAAGACAUGCUGGAAGAGAUCGACCAGGCCUUCGAGAAUGUCGACUACAACCUCAAGCACGCCGGCGGCAAAGGUUGGUCACAGGUCUACCGUGUUGUCACCUAUAGCAUCGAUAUCGCGCCCCAGCACGACCGCAUAGUUGAGAACUUUCGGAAGUGGAUGCCCGACCAUUGUCCGGUAUGGACCGAAUUGGGUGUCAAGCAGCUGGGUUCGGAUUUGAUGAAUAUCGAGAUCGAUGUCGAGGCGUAUGAUGAGGAGGGCGCGGCCGAGACACGGAAAGCGAAGCCUACCGCCGCCGCCUAG